AUGUCGAGAACGCCGUUAUUCCUAAACUUCGGUGGAGAUUCGAAACGAAACCGUCAAAUGUCCUGGUUACUGGCGAGUUCUUCAAGAAGGAAGGAGCGAAGAUGGCCUUUGGUUUUGAGAUUUUGGAAGGGUUCCAUCCACUCCGAGGUCCUCUGGCCUGUUGCCAUUCUUUCUGCUAUAUCUGCUAUAGUCGUAUAUUUGAACCAGCACAUCAGCAGUGAUGUUACACUUCCAACCAGUAUCGUUCCCUCACUAUCCAUUGUUGUAGGUUUGGAGCUCGUUUUCCGUAACCAAACAGCCUACAAUCGAUUUUGGACGGGCCGAUGCCACUUCAGCACUCUCACAACUUCGAUUAGAUGUCUCACGCGACACUUACUUGUACUCGUUCCUGCCCCAGCUCCCCCCGACCAUCAAUACGAUUCGGGGACUCCACAGAAUGAGAGUAGUACGGAUAGCUCGGCAUAUAAGGAUUGUGAUGGUACAACAGAUGAAAAAUAUCAGCCGCUGUCCAAAGCACUUGAAGCCAAGACGAUUGAAACAGUCAAGAUUUUGAUGGCGAUGCUCUAUACGGUCAAGAACCAUCUGCGAGCCGAUUGGGGCGUGGAGCUUAGUGCGGGAACAAUAUUGACAGAAGAAGGCGAAUUUUCUUGGCCAGAGGAAUAUAAGAAGCUGUUGCCGCCAGGCUUUAAAGGUCACGAACAUAUGGGCUUAGGUCUGACGUUGCAGCUGGCUACUUAUAUCGAGAAAUUUAUCAACAUUGGUUGUAACUUGACCUGGUUUAACAACUCUUCUUCCUCCCAGAUGCUCUCCGAACUUAAUCAAUUCGUUGCAGCCUACGGUAACAUGGAAACAAUUCGACUCGCACCUACCCCUGUUGCACAUCUCAUCCACUCCAAGCAGACGCUCGCCCUCUUCUGUUGCAUUUUACCAUUUGCCAUGGCCGCUGAGAUUGGCUGGUGGACAGUCCCCCUCGUUGCAUUUGUAGCAUUUGCCCUCUAUGGUAUCGAAGGAAUUGCUCAAUGGCACGAAGAUCCUUUUGGAAGAGACAAAAUCGAUAUCAACAUGGACGACAUCGUGGAUGAUGCAAGAAGAGAGAUUGAGGUAAUGUUGGAGGCAUGGAAAAGUCAGGGAUUGAAUGGAAAGGGACUUUUUACACCAAGCUUAAGUGCACCUUAUACGCCCAGAGCGGAAUAUGGUACUUUGGGUUCAGAGAUACUCGUCUGA
Sclerotinia borealis F-4128 is the source of this 1224-nucleotide messenger RNA. NCBI's taxonomy places the organism in Eukaryota, Fungi, Ascomycota, Leotiomycetes, Helotiales, Sclerotiniaceae. The record is from the annotation of a GenBank genome assembly.